Molecule: messenger RNA, 1017 nt
Organism: Aspergillus calidoustus
Lineage: Eukaryota; Fungi; Ascomycota; Eurotiomycetes; Eurotiales; Aspergillaceae
Source: the annotation of a GenBank genome assembly
AUGUACAAACCAAACUCUAUGUGGACAUGGUCCUUCGCCAUUGUCGCUUUAGUUCAAGUAAUUAUCACGCUUGCCCUAGAAGUAUAUGUGUUCGCCAACUUCCAGAUCCAACUUCAACCUCAAGGUGAACAAGUCGUCGCCGCGAAAACGAUCCCGACCUUCCUAGCCCUGUACUGCUUCGGAUUCAUCUACGAGCUGAUUCUAGUAUACGAUGCCCUCCGCCUCAAAAACACCAUUCAAAUCAUCGGGUUGUGUUUUUGCAAUAUUGGUCUGUUGAUCUAUGGAGCCGUUCAAGUCCAACAAAUCAAGGAGGGUCUUAAGGUUUUGACGGACAACGACUCUAUUAGCUAUGAUAUUUGGGAUCAGUCAGAGCCAUUCCUGAUUAUCAUUCCAAUUGUUGUUGCUUUGGGUAGUGUUUUGUUGGUACUCGUCGCCUGGAAGCUUUAUGAUGAAUUUGCAUGGUCCAUCUACAAACAUAUCAGUGCCGAUUUGCGCAUGAAGCGUCGUUACCUGACCUAUCAGAUUUACAUCGCCUUGCUCAAAUUCGAUUUCUUCUUCUUCCUCGGUUUUACCGUCCAAUUCCUGGUCAUCGUCACCAACAGACAAGACAUCGAGUUCGCACUUACCACUGCUGCCAUUCCGGUUACAAUCCUGAUUCUUCUUUGCGCCGCAUUCUUUGUGCGUCGCGAAAGCACAAUUGGCAUGAUCGUCAUCAUUCUCCUGUAUUUCGCAGCAAUGGCAUACUUCCUCUUCAAGUUGGUUCGUAUGUACCAGCCAGCUACCGCCAACGACUACCUUUCUGCCCGACGGUCAUUGACAUUCUUCGCCAUCAUUACUCUUAUUCUGAUUGUGAUGACCAUAAUCAACGCCUGUGUAUGCAUGCACAACUUCCACAAGGGGCUGAAGCCCCAUAUCAACAAGAAAAAGAAGGGCAAGGAUGCGGAGAAGAACGACAAUUCUACCGAAUUGUCGACCGUUGCCAGCGAGCAAGUGCCCACUCGAAUGAUGAUCGAUUAA